Emys orbicularis (European pond turtle) is the source of this 1016-nucleotide messenger RNA. RefSeq names its product serine/arginine-rich splicing factor 7-like. Gene Ontology annotation, molecular function: RNA binding; zinc ion binding. The transcript has 9 exons. The coding region runs from base 46 to 768 and encodes 240 amino acids. Lineage: Eukaryota; Metazoa; Chordata; Testudines; Emydidae. The record is from RefSeq and is a predicted model, not a curated record.
GAGGCAGGCAGCAGGCUAGGCUGGGUGGCGGUUGGCGCGGGAACCAUGUCUCGCUACGGCCGCUAUGGAGGCGAGACCAAGGUGUACGUGGGGAACCUGGGCACCGGCGCCGGCAAGGGCGAGCUGGAGCGAGCCUUCAGCUACUACGGCCCCCUGCGCACCGUGUGGAUCGCGCGGAACCCGCCGGGCUUCGCCUUCGUGGAGUUCGAGGACCCGCGAGACGCGGAAGACGCGGUGCUCGGACUGGACGGAAAGGUGCUGUGUGGCUCCCGGGUGAGAGUGGAGCUGUCCACCGGCAUGCCCCGCCGCUCCCGCUACGACCGGCCUCCCGCGCGGCGCCCCUUUGAUCCCAACGACCGGUGCUACGAGUGCGGCGAUAAGGGGCAUUAUGCCUAUGACUGUCAUCGCUACAGCCGCCGGCGGAGGAGCAGGUCACGGUCUAGAUCUCAUUCAAGGUCCAGAGGAAGAAGGUAUUCUCGGUCACGCAGCCGAAGCCGUGGUAGGAGAUCCAGGUCAGCUUCCCUUCGCAGGUCGAGGUCGGUGUCGCCUCGUAGAUCUAGAUCGGCCUCACCCCGUAGAUCCCGAUCACGUUCUUUAAAAAGAUCAAGGUCUAGAUCCAGAUCCAGAUCCAGAUCUGCUUUAUGGCCACGAAGCAGCCGAUCAAAAUCCAGAUCACCAUCUCCAAAGAGAAGUCGUUCACCAUCAGGAAGCCCUCGAAGGAGGAGUGCAAGUCCUACCAAGCCCCAAGAGGAAACUAGAUGCCUGUGAAGACCCACAGGCCUGGAACUGGGAAGAGGAUGACCUGGGGAGAAAAGUAGAUGUACAGAAAUGGAGGAGGAGAUUGGGCCAGGAAAGUACUUGCAGUGGAAAAGAACCAGACAACAAAUGUAGCAAGGGCUGAGAGGAAUAUACCAAAUGUGAAGGAAUUGAAAUGGGGGGAGGAAUUCUGCCUUUCCCCUGAAAAGGGCAACACAAGCACUGUAGUUUGUAUUAAAUGCACUAAAAAUAAAUGUAAG